Messenger RNA from Colletotrichum orchidophilum, 1131 nucleotides. RefSeq lists its product as uncharacterized. The coding region runs from base 1 to 1131 and encodes 376 amino acids. The record is from RefSeq and is a predicted model, not a curated record. NCBI's taxonomy places the organism in Eukaryota, Fungi, Ascomycota, Sordariomycetes, Glomerellales, Glomerellaceae. The transcript has 5 exons.
AUGGCCACCACCGCACCACCCACCUAUGAAUCUGUCAUCAAAUCCUUGCUUGAAAAAGCAACAGAUGGUACCAACGUCGCAGCAGCCGUUCCUAACCUAUCAUCGGAGGAAAAGGCGGCCCUCAACAGCGGUGAUAUCCCACCCCCUUACACAGAUGAUGAAAAAAAGAAGAUCUACGACGAGGUCGCCAAGAUCCUCGCCAAGGAAGAAACUACCAUUGCCAUGCUAAAGGAGUCAGCCAAAAAGGCCGUUGAGGCCUGCAAGAAGAACGACGACAUCUUUGGAUCGCUGCUGACUCUCUUGCUUCGAGUUGACAAUGAUAACAAGAUUGUCGGCGACCCGUUUGCAACGCAGCUGAAGGCUUUGAGAGAAAAGUAUCGUGGUAUCAUUGAUGACAGUCGCAGGCUCGCGGCGCGGAUUGCCGUGUACGGAACCAACUUUGACGAAGUCGUUGUUGUUCUGUGCGCAGACAAGACAUUGUCGAUUGACCAGAGGAAGAAAGCAAUCGCAGAUGCCAUCAAUGAAGCCAAAGAGUUUGAGACACAGUCUCAGAAGAUCGUCGAUGACCUUGGUCAUGCUGAGGACGACUUCAAUAGGCUUGCUGUGAAAUUUGCCAACUGGGCUGAGAACCAGAGUGGCACACUCGACAGCCAGAUCACCAAACUCACUAAUGAGCUCGCCAAGCUUAGUGAGAAAUUGAAAAAUCUGCGCAACAUGCUCAUCGGAUUUGGCGCCACUGCUCUUGUUGGAGCGGCUGUUGCCUUUGGUGGUUGUUGGGCUGGGCCCUUUGCCCCAAUCUGCUGGAGCGAGAUCGAUGAUAAGCAGGCUGAGCUCAGCCGGCUGAACGGGAACAAGGAGACGAUCAAAAGAGCCCGGGCAGAGCUUGUCGCCGCUGCAGCUGUUGACGCCACAAAGUUCACCGCCAACAUGAAAUCCAUCACCUCGAUCUGGGUAGCGGCAAAGGCCGACGCCAUGGAGAUCGAAGAAUGGUUGAGAAAGGGCGCUAACCUGGCCUACAUGAAAAUCCAGCUGGAGCAUGGAAUGGCGCUGUACUCCAAGAUGUCCGAGUAUCUCAGCCUCUACGCCUCUGGGCUGGACACCGCAGAUAUUCCAAAACCCGCUUCCAUUUAG